Messenger RNA from Ananas comosus (pineapple), 1582 nucleotides. RefSeq names its product RHOMBOID-like protein 1. Gene Ontology annotation, biological process: proteolysis. The coding region runs from base 258 to 1373 and encodes 371 amino acids. The record is from RefSeq and is a predicted model, not a curated record. The transcript has 6 exons. Gene Ontology annotation, molecular function: serine-type endopeptidase activity. NCBI's taxonomy places the organism in Eukaryota, Viridiplantae, Streptophyta, Magnoliopsida, Poales, Bromeliaceae. Gene Ontology annotation, cellular component: membrane.
GCUCCACCCACCUCCCCUCUUAUCUCUUCUCCCGCUUCGCACAAAAAAGCGUUUCCGAGCUCUCACUACACGUUUCCGAACCCCCACUUCUCCCGAGCACGAAGCAAUCCUUCAUGCUUCUCGUACACCCUCCUUUUCCCUUCCCUUUCACUCCCAAAACUCUCCACCUCUCUCAUCUUGCCCCCUCCCCAAUUUACUUCUAACUAUUGUAGCGGCGGCGCGAGGGACUCUUCUGUAAUUAGGCGAAAUUUGGGGGGAUGAGGAAGCAAAAUGGCGGGGAGGUCGAGAUUAGGGUUCAGCCGCGGUUCGGGGACAAUGCGGUGCGCCCGCUCGAGGUGAGCCCGAGCGCGGCAACGGCGGUGGCGGCGCCGUGGCUGGUGCCGGCGAUCGUGGCGGCGAACGUGGUGGUGUUCGCGGUGACCAUGUCCGUGAACGAUUGCCCCAAGCGGAGCUCCUCCUGCGUCGUCCGCUUCCUCGGGAGGUUCUCGUUCCAGCCCCUCAAGGAGAACCCCCUCCUCGGCCCCUCCUCCUCCACGUUGGAGAAGAUGGGGGCUCUAGAUGUGAAUAAGGUGGUUAAGGAGCACCAAGGAUGGCGUCUGAUCACUUGCAUUUGGCUACAUGCUGGGGUUGUUCACAUACUUGCCAAUAUGAUAAGCCUUCUCCUUAUUGGAAUUCGACUAGAGCAAGAAUUUGGGUUUGUGAAAAUUGGUCUUAUAUAUGUCAUUUCUGGGCUUGGUGGGAGCUUGUUGUCUGCUCUCUUCAUCCAAUCAAAUAUAUCUGUUGGUGCCUCCGGUGCUGUUUUUGGUUUACUUGGAGCCAUGCUUUCCGAACUAAUAAUGAAUUGGACUAUCUAUGCAAAUAAGUUUGCUGCACUGGUGUCCCUAUUGUUCAUAGUAGUAAUAAACUUGGCUGUCGGAAUACUCCCACAUGUCGACAACUUUGCUCAUAUUGGAGGGUUUCUCUCUGGGUUUCUUCUUGGUUUUGUUUUUCUUAUUCGCCCUCAGUUUGGGUGGAUCAGCCAAAAGAAUGAUGCUCCUGGAUAUCAAACAGGCGUAGUUCGACAGAAACACAAGGUUUAUCAAUAUGUAUUGUGGGCAAUUGCUUCCAUCUGUUUAAUUGUUGGGUUCACUGUUGGUCUCGUUAUGCUAUUUCGAGGGGUCAAUGGAAAUGAUCAUUGUUCCUGGUGCCAUUAUCUGAGCUGUGUUCCUACUAAAAAAUGGAGCUGCAAUUCAUCGCCAACCUAUUGCACGUCAUCUCAAAAUGGUAACACCCUGAACUUAACAUGCGAAGGCAAUGGAAGAAGCGGUAGCUACUUGUUGCCUAAUGCAACUGAAGCUCGAAUUAAAGACUUGUGCACACAGCUCUGCAGCUGAGAGUGGUAAACUGGUUGUUCCUCGUUCCCCUUUGUGGGUUCUUCAUAUACAUGGAAAUUAUAUGCUUGAAAGCUUUUGAUAACUGAAUUAAUUGUCUUUGAAUAGAAUUGGUUUUGCUUGUAAAGGCACAUUCAUAUAGGUUGUAUAAUAAGAAAUAUGGCCAAAUGUCUUAAACAACAAAUCUUUGAAAGAAUUUUUUUUUUUUUUAA